Molecule: messenger RNA, 3975 nt
Organism: Arctia plantaginis
Lineage: Eukaryota; Metazoa; Arthropoda; Insecta; Lepidoptera; Erebidae
Source: the annotation of a GenBank genome assembly
AUGACAAACAAGGCUAUACUUGGAAUUGGUUCCUUAAAGUUACACGAGAUGGCGCGAAUACUGAUUUGGAUUGUGGCUGCUGGUGCGGUAGGGGCUUCCAGUUUAAAUGACCAGGUGGCGCUGACAAACGUGACAAGAUACGCUACAGGAGAUUAUUUUUCGCUUAUUGGAUCAGAUUGCGGACCAACACGAUGUAUGGAGUUGACCCACGGCACCGCCUUGGCAACUAUUGGUACAGACGCUAGCGGCUGUAGAUGUCAAUGUCGAAAGGAUACUCCUGCGUUCCGCGAAGACCAUGGCAGCUGCGUCAAUCAUAUUGAUGAAUGUUUGAUGGCUAGCUUCGGCCGUGGCACAUCAAAACCACAAAUACCAUAUGUCUUCCUCCCUCUCAAAGGACAGAUUAUAUAUCCGUCCAAAGAAAUUGUCUUUACCGAUGUGGAAGACGCAAUUUGUGCGGUAACGAGCGCCCAGUAUUUGUCGACAUCGGGCUGGGUGACACUUCGCGAUUUGGUGGACAAUGACGUCCCAUUUGGAUUGUACCGCGACGAAGGCAACACUUUUUUGCAGUGGCGUGGAUCAGCAGCACUUCAUACACGGCUUGAGGGUCGCCUGGUAGCCGUGCACGUUCUCUGCUCUGCGGCGAUCAAUUCUCGUCUUGCUACUUCUUGCGCAGCUUUUCGCAUUGCGGGAGCAGCUCAAAACGCUUUACUUGAUGUGCGUUCAAUACCUUUCCAUGCUGGAGAAACAGUGACAUCCGAGGUGGCACAAAGGCAAGGUCUCAGCGUCUUAGAAUCUUUGGCAAUCGGAGUAUGCGUACUACUGUUGGUCUUCGUAUAUGCUGCUGGAAUUAUCUUUUAUGUCCAUUACAAGCAAAAGCAAAAACGAAACCAAAAAGAUCAGGAACAGAAUCAUACUAAUACUAUGUCAACUGAUAACGGGUCCCUGGAAUCUAGAAUCGAUAUGAGUAAUAUGAUGUUGAAAACGAAUCCUCUUUUAAAACUUAAUGGAAUGGGUGGCGACUUUUUCCAUGAUGAAAACAUUCCUGAUGUUGGUGAACAUUCUGAAGACAACAUGGAUUCUUCAUGUCAUAACACUCAUACUGCACAUAAGUUCCAGAAGUUAAAUACAAACGUUAUAUCGGCGAUGGUCCACUCUCGCCGGAUGAAGACACUAAGGCCAUCGAUAAGAACAGCUACUUCUUCUGAAAAAAUGAAUGAACGAUUCCAAAGGCGUUCAAUGUCGCCAGAUGCUUUAGAACGAGCCCCUCAUUCAGAACUUUCCAUAAUAGAUUGCAGUCUUGAAAAUAAUUUUGGCGGAAGCCGUCAGUUGCCAUCCUCAAACGGAGAGAAUGCUUAUAGAAAGAAAUUAUAUUUUAAUCCAGUAUUCUUUGAAACUGAACAUCUAAAAAAUCCACCGCCUGCUGCCAUUGAAUUUUUAACAAAAAUUCGCGAGGUUAUGUACAUAGCGAAAGAAAAAAUGACAUCAAAAAGAUUUUUACCGAUUUUAUCUGAUAUACCCGAAGAAGAUCUUUACCAAACAAUUGAUCUUGGCUGGGGCAUCCCAUGUGCUCGACGUGGUCGUCGAUUUAGCGCAAUUAGCCUUAAGCAAGAAAACACAAGAAAAACUACCCAUUGCGGUGGAUGUCCAGGUUGUGAUAGUAACUCUCAAUCGAACAAGACUGUGGCCUUGACUAGAUCUAGCUCCUGUAAAUCUUGUGUAGGUGAAGAUUACAAACAAAAAAUUGUUAGGAAGUGGUUAGAUGAAGUACCAACAGUAACAAGCACCUCCAAAUCAACUAAGUCUAUUGCCAAGAUUAGUGGAACGCCAAGAAAUAUAGAGGUUAAGAAGCAAGAAACGAUUUGUCCAAAAUCUGCAUUGGAAAGUAAUAAAAUACUUACUGUUACAUAUACCAAACCAAAAAAUACUGAUAUUGCACAAACACACACAGAAAUUAACUCUAUAUAUAGAGAUAAUAAAGAUGUAUUAAGAGAAAAUAAAUCCAUUAUUACAGAAUCGAGACCAACAGUAAUUGAAUUAAAACCAAAACAAAUAGAAAUUAAACCUCAAAUUUCAGAAAUAAAACCUAAGGCCGCAGAAAUUAUUAUAAAAGGAAGUCAUGAUAGAGUUUUAAAAGAAUACAUUACUAUAGAAAAUAAACCCGAAGAAAGAAAGAUAAUCGGUAAGCCUACAAAUAUCAAACAAAUUAAAGUAGAUAAUGAAAGUGAUAAAAUGUCCGUGUCUAUUGUUACAAACUCAGAAAAGAAAACUCCUCCAUCUAGUCACACAUCGCGACGUAUCAGAAAGAAGUUGCCACCACCACCUCCUCCUCCUGUAAGUCUUCCAGAACCGCUUGAAGAAGAAGAAGAAGCUCCUAUACCACCAGAAGUAAAAGUAAAGAUGGAGGCUGUUAUUCGCGAAAUAAAAACGUGUCGACGCAUAGAUCCAACAGAAACAGACGAUGAAAAAUUAGAACCAAAAUCUCGAAUCUCACCAAAGCUUGUUAUACCAGUGAUAGGAGCAGACUCGCAAUAUUUUAGUGAUGAUAAUGUGCUUACUCUGUCAAAGAAAAAAGAUUUAUAUGGUUUAAAAGAUAACCUUGCUGGCUUUGAUAAUAUAGACCCCAAUAUUAUUAAGAGGAGACGAUUUUCUGUUGCUUGUUUUCCAGAGUUUUCACAAAGAGGAAAACUUGAUCACAGUCACAACUUACUAGGCGAGAGUGAUAGGGUAAUGAGUACAAGUUGGCGAGAUAUGAGAAAAGCUGUUGACAACUCUCAAUUUAAAGACGAUAAAAAUUUCAAUAACGAAGAAAUUUUUGUCAACAGUCACAUUGAACCCUUAUAUGACAACAUUCACGAGUUAGCAAAGCCUGGAUCGCUAACUAUUGAAGUGCGCGGGUCACCAGUCGAGACUAGACGUACUUGUUGUAAAGACGACGUUGAUUUUGAUCCCGAUACUCUUGACAGACGGGACACUAAGAAACGCAUCGAAAAAAUACUUCUAAAAUCAGCGGGUAGCUUUAAGUAUAAAUCCACAUCUUCCGAAAGUGAUUCUUGUAAAAAAUCACCUGUUGAAAUUAUUACGAGAAAAAUUGGUAAUCUUAGAGAGAUUUAUGAAGCUAAAGCAAAAGCUCAAGAAGAAGAGAUGAAAUUUUACAGUAGACGUCAAAGUAUUACAUACGGCCAAGACCUAUCAGCGUUCAUGAGAUCUGUAAAGGCCCCUGAUUUAAUAAGACACAUUGAAGGACAAAAUGAUCCUAAGCCACCGAUACCUCCACACCAACGCCGAGGAACUGAACUGUCGCCUAAAUCGUUUUUGGCUUCUGCGCGCGGUAGUCCGCUUGGUGACCGACGUAGGAUGUCAGAGGAUAGAGAUAGAUUCCAACAAUAUACCCGACUUGAUAACUUGAAUGCCCGAAGGUCAGGGCGGCGAUCUGCAAGAACCAGAUCUCGACGAACAGAUCUGAGAAAAUUAUAUAGAACUGAAGACUCUGGUUACAUGAGUACUGAUUCCAAUGAAUCGAAACGGAGAGCAAGAUAUCUAAUGCAGUUGAGACCGGUGAAAACAGCACUAUCGAAUCAGGCUACAAUCCCGACCAUAAGAGCAGUUGUCACUAAGCCACUUGUUUUACAAAUGGAAUCGGAUACUGAUGAUGUGGAAUCUUUAUGGGAUGGACGGAGCGAGUCAGGAGGAGAAAGUGUUGAAACCGACUCUGUUUUCUUUGGAAAUUUUGAUGAUUCCAAGGAAAUGCUAGCCGAGUUGGGACUAAACAGUUUUGAACCUCAAGGUAAAAUAAUGCAUACUCAUGAACAGAUUGAUUCAGGUUUUAUGGGUGAAACUAACAUUAUUUUAAGUGGUGAUAGUGAUUCGGAACAUCGAAGUGUAAUUUCUAUUACAACGGGACACGACGGUAGAGCUUCUGUAGCGUCUCUUAGUAACUUAGACGAUGCAGCGUACAUGCACACUAUAGAGUGCUGA